AUGAAAGCAUUGCAGUUUUGCGGCCCCCGCCAGGGACGGCAUUUCAGGGAGAAAAGGCUGGGGGCCACUUUAAGGACAGGGCCGAAAUCGUUUAGCACAAAGAGUGACUCCUUUGGCAGCGGCGAAAGGCUGUACAACUUCGGCUUCAAAAAGGUUACAGAAGAGAUAAAGUCCAAGCUGGUGCACAACCUAUUCAGCCACGUGUCCAACAGGUACGACCUGAUGAACGACCUGAUGAGUCUUCGCCUGCACCGCUGUUGGAAGGACCAGCUGGUGAAGGAGCUCGAUUUGUUUUUAAAAUACCACAGCUACAAAAUGCAGGAAGAAAUUUUAAGAAGCGAGGCCAAUUGGGGAAGGCAGCACGGGAAAGGGGGGGCGGCCUCAUGCGAAGAAACCCGCUUCGGUGACGGAAAAGUCCAAACGGGCGGCCAAACGGGCGGCCAAACGGACGGCCAAACGGGCAGCCAACCCGGCAGCCAAACCGGCGGCGCGGCGAGUGAAGCAGUAAACGAGGGAAGCGCCGCCAAUUUUUCCGCCUGCAAAAUAUUAGACCUAGCUGGAGGCACGGGAGAUAUAGCCUUUCGAAUAUUAAAAAGGUACAAGCACCAUUUGGAGAAGCUGCACCAGGGAAGCGAUUUCCAUGAAGGGGAAAACCAAGCCGAUGAAUUUUACGCAAAAUUCACCCCCGAAAUAAUCGUAGGCGAUGUGAAUGAAGACAUGAUGCAAGUGGGGAAGAAGCGAGCAAAGGAAAUGAAUUACAACAGGAACAUCAAAUGGGUAAUUCAAAACGCAGAGAAUUUAAAUUACUUUGAAGACAACUCCGUAGAUGUAGUGACCCUCUCCUUUGGCAUUCGGAAUUUUACUAACAUUCCCAAAUCGUUAAGAGAAAUCCAUCGCGUUUUGAAACCUGGGGGUAGAUUCUUAUGCUUAGAAUUUAGCCGAGUCAAUUGUGCCUUGAUUAAGCCUCUUUAUGAUGCCUAUUUAUUGAAAGUCAUUCCGCUGCUUGGAAAGGUUGUAGCAAGUAGCGAAAAUUCUUAUAAGUACCUGGCGGAGAGUAUCCAGACGUUUUUAUCUCCUGAGGAGUUGUCCCAGCUUAUGCACCAGAGCUCUUUUCGAAAUAUUUCCUACUCGACUAUGACCAUGGGCAUCGUCGCGGUGCACUCGGGUUACAAGAUUGGCUAG
Molecule: messenger RNA, 1182 nt
Organism: Plasmodium vivax (malaria parasite P. vivax)
Lineage: Eukaryota; Apicomplexa; Aconoidasida; Haemosporida; Plasmodiidae
Product: ubiquinone biosynthesis methyltransferase, putative
Exons: 2
Coding region: 1-1182 (393 amino acids)
Biological process (GO): ubiquinone biosynthetic process
Molecular function (GO): methyltransferase activity
Source: RefSeq, a predicted model, not a curated record